GGAAGCACCUGCGCAGACUCGGUUCUUCUGCGCUGUGACGCUGAUCAGCUGUUUCUCCGUCAAAGUGAAAGUAAAAGUGUUCUCGCUCGCGUCGCAGCUCCAGGAUCAGCUGAUCCGACAGGUUCGCUCUUCCUCCUCCGCAGGUGUCCUGGACACGCAGCUGAAAAUGACAAGCCAGCGAGCUGAAGAUGCCACAGAAACCAGCGAGGUGUUCCAGCUGCUGGAAAAGUACUGCAGCAAGAGGUCAAAACAGCGCUCACCUGAGAUGGCAGUGAGGACGAUUGCUGCCCGCCGUGUGAAAGGAAACGUCCCAGUUAUCUUUCCUCAGGGUCCAGCUCCCAGUGCAAGUUUCCAGAAGUCUCUGGAGGUUGUACUUGAUGGAGAAGUUUGUUUCUCAGGUGAGUCUUCCACCUGUGAUGAGGUGCACAACAGGAUGCUCAGUACCUCAGCGCACACGGAUGACAUCGUCCUGAGGCUGGUGGAGCUGAUCAGAGCGGAGGGAGACGACAUCGACAGGAAGAUCAAACAGAACCUGGACCUCCAGCAGCAGCUCAGAGACCUGGACUAUGACAUGUUCAAGGAGCUCACCUCCAGCGUGCAGAGCCUGGUCCACCCGGCGGAGCGGGCGGCACCCUCUGAGGUUCACAUUCAGAGGCAGAAGAUCGCUCUGGCCUUCGAAGUGACCAGCAGGCUGUCAGCCACGAGUCUGGUCCACCAGAGGAGGGUGCUGAGCUUUGGAGAGCGGUACAUUCAGGAGAACCACUCGGCUUGGGUGGAGCAGCACAGAGGCUGGGCUGAAGCUUUCAGCAUCGACUGAGCCGCACGAACCUCAGAGGAAUCUCCAGGUGGAGGUCACCACGCUGUCAAAGUUCAAGUAUUUGAGCCAUAUUUGUUUUGUAAAAGUAGAAUUUUUUAAAAUAAACUUUUGAAAAACACA
Messenger RNA from Pundamilia nyererei, 937 nucleotides. RefSeq names its product apoptosis facilitator Bcl-2-like protein 14. The record is from RefSeq and is a predicted model, not a curated record. NCBI's taxonomy places the organism in Eukaryota, Metazoa, Chordata, Actinopteri, Cichliformes, Cichlidae. The transcript is spliced from 7 exons. The coding region runs from base 167 to 817 and encodes 216 amino acids. Gene Ontology annotation, biological process: regulation of extrinsic apoptotic signaling pathway.